Lodderomyces margitis is the source of this 1434-nucleotide messenger RNA. RefSeq names its product aspartyl aminopeptidase. Lineage: Eukaryota; Fungi; Ascomycota; Pichiomycetes; Serinales; Debaryomycetaceae. Gene Ontology annotation, molecular function: zinc ion binding; metalloaminopeptidase activity. The record is from RefSeq and is a predicted model, not a curated record. The transcript has a single exon. The coding region runs from base 1 to 1434 and encodes 477 amino acids. Gene Ontology annotation, biological process: proteolysis. Gene Ontology annotation, cellular component: fungal-type vacuole.
AUGACAUCCAAAGAGCUUUCCUUGCAAUACGCUCAAAACUUUGUUGACUUUGUGAACGAUUCACCAACACCGUACCAUGCUGUCAAUUCCGUCAAGGAGCUGUUGAAAAAUGCUGGUUUUGAGGAACUUGUCGAGCGAAACAAUUGGCGUGGAAGAAUUGAAAAGAAUGGAAAAUACUACGUAACUAGGAACGGAUCCUCCAUUAUCGCCUUUACAGUGGGUGGUAAAUACAAGAAUGGGAAUGGAAUUGCCAUUGUUGGGGCUCACACCGACAGUCCAUGUUUGAGGAUCAAGCCAAUUUCCAAAAGAACUUCUGAGGGGUUUAUUACAGUUGGCGUCGAGCAAUAUGGAGGAUUGAUUGCACAUACUUGGUUUGAUAGAGACUUGUCAAUUGCGGGAAGAGUGUACGUCGACGAAGCUGGCAAGUACGUGCCGAAAUUGUUGAAAAUAAAUAAAGCGUUGUUGAGAAUACCUACCUUGGCCAUUCAUUUAAACAGAGAAGCGAAUACCAAAUUUGAAUUCAAUAAGGAAACUAAGCUAGUCCCAAUUGCAGGUCAAGUUGCUUUGGAAAGUUGCUCUGAUGACCCUAAUUUGCAAAUGACUCCCGAGCAAUUCGAGUCAGUGCAAAAUGUUAUCUCGAGACACAAUCAAUCAUUGAUUGAACUCAUUGCUAGAGAGCUACAAGUCAAACCAGAACAAAUUGAGGAUUUCGAACUCCUUUUGUACGACCACCAAAAAUCUGAGAUCGGUGGGUUGAACGACGAAUUCAUAUUUUCAGCAAGAUUGGACAAUUUGACUUCAUGCUUUGCAGCAACAGAAUCUUUGAUUGAGUCUGCAGACGAUUUGGCAAAUCAGAAAGGUAUUCAGUUGAUAAGUUUGUUUGAUCAUGAAGAAAUUGGGUCUCGUAGUCUGCAUGGUGCAGACUCAUCGUUUCUCCCUGACGUAUUACUGCGCUUAACCAAGAUCAACUUUGAAGGAAACUCAGAUGUGGAUUUUUUCCACGAAGUUAUUUCAAAAUCGUUUUUGCUUUCAUCAGAUCAAGCACACGGAGUUCACCCAAACUAUGGGGAGUCGUACGAGUCGCAAAACCGUCCACAAAUUAACUUGGGUCCAGUGAUCAAGAUCAAUGCCAACCAAAGGUAUGCCACAAAUUCACCCGGUGUAGUUUUAUUGAAGAAAGUUGCUGAUAGGGCCAAAGUGCCACUUCAGUUGUUUGUGGUUCGAAACGAUUCACCAUGUGGCUCUACCAUUGGCCCAUUGUUGAGCUCAAAGUUGGGUAUUAGGACUUUAGACUUGGGAAACCCACAAUUGUCUAUGCACUCCAUCAGAGAGACUGGAGGAACCUACGAUAUUAUCAGACUUAACGAUUUAUUCAAAUCAUUUUUUGAAAACUACAUCGAUUUGGAGUCGAGAAUUUUAUGUGACCAUCUUUAG